AUGGCGAUGCUACUCUUGUCCGCUCAAAGCCAGUGUGCGAAAUGCUUUGGAGAGCUUGAGCGUAGAAAUGAAGGCAAGAUCCAAAUCUGCUUUGCCUGUGAUCAAGAGUAUAGUGUUGAAACUCUGACCGCCCUACACCGGAAACCAUCAGUCAACCAGAGCACUUGA
Messenger RNA from Fonsecaea erecta, 168 nucleotides. RefSeq lists its product as hypothetical. The transcript is spliced from 2 exons. The record is from RefSeq and is a predicted model, not a curated record. NCBI's taxonomy places the organism in Eukaryota, Fungi, Ascomycota, Eurotiomycetes, Chaetothyriales, Herpotrichiellaceae. Bases 1 to 168 code for a protein of 55 amino acids.